Didymella exigua CBS 183.55 is the source of this 4884-nucleotide messenger RNA. Its product is annotated as BTB domain and ankyrin repeat-containing protein. The record is from RefSeq and is a predicted model, not a curated record. The transcript is spliced from 4 exons. NCBI's taxonomy places the organism in Eukaryota, Fungi, Ascomycota, Dothideomycetes, Pleosporales, Didymellaceae. Gene Ontology annotation, molecular function: protein binding. Bases 1 to 4884 code for a protein of 1627 amino acids.
AUGAGCGGCUAUCUCUGGAAAUUCUAUCUCGAAGAUGACGUCGACAGUUUCCGGAAUGUCGUCGCAUCCAGCACGCAGUCGUCUCGUGCAGGCGCACAGAAGAGCUACAAUGGGUGGCAGAGUGGAGGGAUUGGUGCUGCGGUGAACAGCAGCCCAGGCAGCUAUAAUGCUUCACCAAUGCUAGGCGCAAAAGGGCGCAAGCCUGCCGGCGCAACCUUGACGCGGUCAGACGUCAACAGUCGCGACUCGGCAGGACUCACGAUCUUACACCAUGCUGCUUCAUCGUCAGCUGGAACCGCUGUUGAGUUUGCGCAGAUCUUGCUGGAUCACCAGUGGACGGAUCUGUACAUUCAAGACGCAGAGAACGGAUGGACGCCCCUGCAUCGAGCCUUCUACUUCGGCAACAUCGCCACCGCCCGCCUUAUUCUGAACCGAGACGCACAGGACAUACUUGGUCAGGGACAUGGAGGCUUCAACCAGCAUGCGCGCGGUCUGGUCAAGAUCAAAGACAAGGAGGGCUACGGCCCACUCGAUCUGUUCUCCAUGACCAUCAAGGAUCGAACACUGCGACCUGAAGAGGCGCCAAUGUUUGACUCGGACUCGGACGACGAAAUGGCGCAUGGCGACAGCGGGGAUACGGACGAUGAGUUGCACAAACAACUCAUCACCCCUACAACAGUCCUCGGCGGCGAUGAGGUCUACACAUUUGGCAGCAACAAGAACGUUACUCUUGGGUUCGGCGAUCAGGACGAUCGAGCAUUCCCCGAGCGCGUAGUCUUGCGAAGACCAGACCACCUGCUUCGUCGAUUCUACAAGGAAGAUAGAGAGAGGCACAACCAUUUCCUGGCUACGAUGGGAGUCCCCCUGCAAGAUGCAGGCACACAGACGCCGAAAGGACCUGUGGACCUGCCCACGCACAUCCGCAACACUCCGAUCGUCAUCCAGGAGGUGCAAAUGUCCAAGUUACACACGGCUGUACUAACGACCGACCCCAUUUCGAACCUAUACAUGUGCGGACACGGCACUGGAGGGCGUUUAGGAAUUGGCAGUGAGACGACGAGCUACCAAUUCAUAUGCGUAGAGGCCGGCGGCUUGGGUCACAAGAAGGUUACGGCAGUAGCUCUGGGACAGAACCACACCCUUGCGGUCACGGAUGAAGGCGAGAUCUUCACCUGGGGCAACAACGCUUUUGGUCAGCUGGGCUACAGCCUUCCCAAGCCGUCCCUCAAGGAAGACGAUCCGAUCUCAACGAUACCCCUUCAGAUCUUUGGUCCAUUGAAACGUGAGCAAGUCCUCGGCAUCGCAGCUUCGCGUAUUCAUUCCGUCGUUCAUAGCUCCACUUCACUGUACACAUUCGGGAAGAACGAGGGUCAGCUGGGUAUAGUCGACUCAGACGCUCGAUCGUUGGACAUGCAGAUCACUCCUCGCAAGAUUGCUGCAUCACUCUUCUCGUCGCCCAUUGCUGCGGUAUCUGCUAUCGAUGGCGCCUCGAUCUGUAUGCUGGAGAACCGGGAAGUAUGGGUCUUUGCCAACUACGGCUACUCGAAGCUCAACUUUGCGUUGGAUGGCUUCACCAGUAACUUCCUAAAGGAGAGUUGGCUUACAACAAAGUAUGACACAGCACCAAACAGGAUUCAGAAGAUCACAUCAGGUGGUGACACAAUUUGUGCCUUAUCGACAUCCGGUGAGGUGUUCACAGUCGCGGUGAGUCGCCGCUCGGACGGUAGCCAGGAUAUAAGCAUGUCGACAACGCAUCCAAAGCAGAUCCGCAAGGCCUUAUCGACACCCUAUCGCAUCUGGUCUUCCAAGAAGAGCCACAUGGCUGCGAGGGACGUUGGUGUCGAUCAAGAUGGAUCUAUCAUUCUGACAACGGAAGCUGGUACCGUGUGGAGGCGCACAAGGCGAGCCACAAUCAAGAGUGCGAACACUACUGCUGCGGCCGAGCUGAAGCCUAAAGAUUACAAGUUCCAGCGUGUUGCUGGCCUGACUCGCGUUGUCGCUGUUCGUGCCUCUGCAUAUGGCGCAUACGCUGCGGUACGCAAGGAUUGUGACGUUACACGCAACCAGAUUGGAGUGGACGAGCCUGGGCUCUGGGAAGAUCUGGCACCACUGCUCUCGUUUUAUGAUAUGCACAACUACGAGGAGUCGUCAGAUGAUGAAGAGCCUGUUCCUAGGUACUGGAACCGCCCUGGUCAGUCUCAAGCGCUCCAGAAACGUGUUUUGAAAUCAAAAGAUCUUGAAAAAGAGGUUUCAGAGGUCUUGGAACAGGCUUCGAUGACUUCAGAGAACACCUACAACAUGGUCAUUGGAAGCACUCUUUCAGAUGUUCGCCUGCCAGUACACGAAUUCAUUAUAUCUGGUCGAUCCCGUGUAUUUCGAGAUGCGAUGCUCGACUUCCGGUUGAAGAGCUCCAGCCAUGCCAUCCCCGAGCUGCUGACCAUCAGUAAGGAAGGCGAACUUACCCUUGUUAUGUUUCAAGGUUUGGACUUCUUGACCGUCUUUGACUUGGUCCUAUACGCAUACACAGAUUCCGUUGUCGACUUCUGGAACGUCACACGACAUGCGCCCGAACUGGCGUUCCGCUACCGAUCGGUCCGUACAGAGCUCUUGAGGGUAGCAUCACGAUUGGAGCUGCGACAACUCGAACCAGCUGUACGACAGAUGGUCAAUCCUCGACGUUCGCUACACGUUGAUCUCGAGGUCGCGAUUAAAGAAGCCUCGUUUUUCGAAAGUGGAGAUGUCAUUAUCGACCUUGCCGAUGGCGAACUGCUGCUCCACUCAGACCUCGUUUGCCAGAGAUGUCCAUUCUUCGAGGGUCUAUUCAGAGGUCGCGCUGGUGGUCAGUGGCUUUCAGGACGACGAGAUGGCUCAGCACCAGUCCACAUUGAUCUGACAAAUGUUGACACACUUCUGUUCAAGCUUGUUGUCCGUCAUUUGUAUGCAGACGCUGGCGAGGAAAUUUUCGACGAUGUCACAAGCGAGGACCUCAAUGAUCUGCUUGCCCUGGAUGAGCUCCUGGAUCACGUCAUGGACGUCAUGUCUGUCGCGAACGAGCUGAUGCUCGACCGCCUCUCGCAGAUCUGUCAGAAGCUCAUCGGUCGCUAUGUGAAUGCUCGCAAUGUCUGCUCGUUGCUCACCGCUGUCGCACCAAGUUCUGUCGCAGAGUUCAAGGACGCAGCGCUUGAGUAUGUCUGUCUCAGCUUGGAGGCAGUCAUGCAGAACGGAUCUCUGGACGAGCUCGACGACGACCUUCUGCACGAACUGAAUGAGGUUGCGCGUGAGAACCAACUGGCUUAUCUACCGUUUGCAAGAAGCGGGCGUGCAGAACUUUUGCUCUUCGAACAGUGCCCUGAGCUUGCAGAGAGGAUUGAGCGAGGCAAGCGCGCCAAGAUCGACGCCAUCGUUCUUUCCAACAAGUAUGCCGGUACAGACACGCCAUCAGCAUCUUUCAGAGCGCAAAGUUUGGAGGAGCUGUCGGCCUCGCCACUUCGCCAGCGCAAUCGAAGGCGAGCAUCUAGUCAGGCGAAAUUUGAGGCAAAGAGUCCAGCAUUGACACCGCAGCUGAAGAGCAAGACUUCAGCUGCUGAUCUGAUGUUUGAGAUGUCCGACGGCGAGGACAAAGAAGAUGAACCAGUGGCCAACAUCAAGCCACCUCGUUUUCUUGGCGGGCCAGAAAAGCCCAGUAAUCAGUCAGUAGGCACACCUGAGUCGCCAUGGGCCACCUCAAUCAAGGAGAAAGCGCCAGGCAACAUCGAAGACGGCUUCAUCUCACCUAGCUCGCUGCCUCCCAGCGCGCUGUCAGGAAUCAGACCACCAAGCCAGCCAUGGGGCACGGCCCCCUUAGCGAGCUCAAAGCUUGACCUCAAGGACAUCAUGGCUCAAACGUCGAGUGACAAACCUUCUGGUCUAGCACUCGGUCUCGCACAAGAAGAACGCGAGCGUGCUCGUGCCGCCCAACCUAAGAUGUCGCAGAGGGAGCGCAAGCGACUGCAACAAGCCGAACAGCAAGGACUCAAGGUCGAGGCUGCGCAGCCAUCACCGCCGGCUGUAUCACCAUGGCAAGCCGCAUCAUACAGGAAACCAAGCGCAAAUCAAAUCCUAGCACCGUCUGCAGCGACAUCUCCGCCACAACAGCCUUCGUCCGAGCCUUCAGCCCAGCCAGCACGAGCUAUAAGCACACCACAACUCACCAUGCGCCAGACUAUCGCCAAGGGUAAAGGGAGGGGUAAGGGCAAAGAGAAAGACGCCAGCGCCCAAGAAGCACCUUUGCCCUCACGACCAGCUGCCUCUGAGCGUGGCAUGUCUGUUUCUAACACACCCAUUCCGGUCCCCAUGUCGGUCCGCCACAUCCCCCUGUCAUCUCACUCGCCGACCUCGCCAAGCCAACAUUUAAGCAUUAUGGAGAUCCUGUCACUGCAAGAAGCCGAAAAGACGUCUAUCCGCGACGCAGCAGCGAAACGCAGUCUUGAGGAAAUCCAGCAAGAGCAAGAGUUUCAGCAGUGGUGGGAAGCAGAGAGUAAGCGCGCCAUCGAGGAGGAAGAACAAGCCAAGCGGGCUGCUGAGCGCGCGGCUAGAGCUGCUGCAAAAGGAAGAGGCAAGGGUCGCGCGCCUAAGCACAGGACACCAAAGCCUCGAGCUGAGAAGGCUCAGGCUGUAGAGGCUCCAACGGCUGGCGUGCAAGCACCCAAUCCUCAGGCACCUGCCUUCAUCCCACCAACGGUACCAAAGGCGGACAACGCCGUCAAUAGCAACCGCGGCCGGAGUCGCGGUGGGCAUUAUCGUGGUGGGCGAGGUGGUGCUGGUGGCGCGAGAGGUGGUAGAUCACUGGCGCUGCCGAGAGAUGUACAAAGUGCGCCCGCCGCGUCUGCACAGCAGGCAUUUUAG